This is a messenger RNA of Xenopus tropicalis (tropical clawed frog), 2576 nucleotides long. RefSeq names its product RELA proto-oncogene, NF-kB subunit (gene rela). Gene Ontology annotation, biological process: regulation of DNA-templated transcription. Lineage: Eukaryota; Metazoa; Chordata; Amphibia; Anura; Pipidae. The record is from RefSeq and is a predicted model, not a curated record. Gene Ontology annotation, molecular function: DNA-binding transcription factor activity; DNA binding. Gene Ontology annotation, cellular component: nucleus; cytoplasm. The transcript is spliced from 11 exons. The coding region runs from base 240 to 1844 and encodes 534 amino acids.
GCGCAUUUGCCAGGGCGUUCCUCGCCUUACGUCAUUUGGGUAUUUCCGCAGACUAUGCCAGGGAUUGUCUAGCAAUGUGUAGCAAUGUGUAGAAGGGGCGGAUAUCUGUUAGGGAAGGAAGAAGAAGAGGGAUAGUGAAACAGUGGAGUGGAGAAGUAAAGAGUACUGGUGGCGAAUAUAUCUUAUACAUUUCUGGAACUGCAAGGGCAGCUAGCCCCUGUAAAAGGCCAGCAUUGGACAUGGAGGGAUUUCUUCCUUCCCUAUGGACAGACAUGGUUUCAAGCACAGUCAUGCCUUCCUCCCACCCACAUGUGGAAAUUAUAGAACAGCCAAAACAGCGAGGGAUGCGAUUUCGUUACAAGUGUGAAGGCCGCUCUGCUGGAAGCAUUCCAGGUGAACGAAGCACUGACACAACAAAAACUCAUCCCACUAUUAAGAUAAACCAUUACCAGGGCUCAGCGCGUAUUCGAAUAUCCCUAGUUACUAAGGAUUCUCCACACAAACCUCACCCUCAUGAGUUGGUAGGAAAGGACUGUAAGGAUGGAUAUUAUGAAGCUGAACUUUCCCCAGAUCGUAGUAUUCACAGCUUCCAGAACCUUGGCAUUCAGUGUGUGAAAAAGAGAGAGGUGGAGGAUGCCAUCGCCCAUCGUAUUCGGACAAAUAAUAACCCUUUUAAUGUGCCUCCUGAGGAGCUGAAGAGUGAUUACGACCUCAACACUGUUUGCCUGUGCUUCCAAGUCUUCAUUCCUGAUCGAGCUGCUGGUCAGGUGGUUCCUUUACCAUUUGUGGUAUCCCAGCCCAUCUAUGACAACAGAGCCCCUAAUACUGCUGAACUGAAGAUAUGCCGAGUGAACAGAAAUUCUGGGAGUUGCAUGGGAGGAGAUGAGAUCUUCUUACUUUGUGAUAAAGUACAAAAAGAAGAUAUCGAGGUGCUAUUCGUUUUGGGCAACUGGGAAGCUCGAGGCAUAUUUUCACAAGCAGAUGUUCACCGCCAGGUAGCCAUUGUCUUCAGAACACCUGCUUUCCAUGACACAAAAAUACGUCAGUCUGUCAAAGUGCAAAUGCAGCUGAGGCGGCCAUCAGACAAGGAAGUCAGUGAGCCUAUGGAGUUUCAGUAUCUUCCAGAUGAAGUUGACCCCCACCAUAUUGAUGAAAAACGGAAAAGGACCCUUGACAGUUUCAAGCAUUAUGUGAAGAAUCCUUUUGCAGGAGGAGAGACACGAACCCCACGCAGAAUUGCUGUGCCAAAUCGUAUAGUGCCAACAAAGUCAGAGCCUAUAACAGCAUCCAUUAGACCCAGCCCUUCAGUUCCAAAUCCAAUGGUGCCUUCUCUUUCAUUUUCCAUGCCAGUAUUGAAGGUUGACAGUGUGACUUCAGCUUCGACUCGUCUAUCCACCGUCAACAUCAGCGACUUCAGCAAUUUAGGAUUUUCAUCACAGCCUCCCCCUCAGUCUGAUCCUGACCGCAUAGAAUCCUUUUUAAACUACCCCUCAUUCUCAGGCGAUGCAAAUCUGGAUUUAGUAGAAAUGUUGCCAAAUGACACAGAGAGCCGCUGUACCAGUUUGAGUUCUAUUGACAAUAGUGAUUUUAGCCAGCUUCUUAGUGAGUCACAAACAUCUGGGACACUCUCAGCAGGUUUACAAGAGCCUGGGACUAGUCAAGGUACACUCAUGUCCUAUCCCGAUUCCAUCGCUCGGCUUAUGAGCAACCGGCCCAUUGAAGAUGAUGGUGAAGAAAGAAUUGACAGUGUCCUAAUGAAUGGGGUUUUUGAUAUGCAGCAGGGAGUAGAGUCUAUAACCUCCUUAUUAGACCUUGACCUCUCUUCUUUCAUGAACAUUAAAUAAAUUGCUUUAUUAAUGUGAGCAAUAAGACUAAGCAUGAGACCUGCCUAAAAUAAUUUGGAUCCUGUAUAUUUGUUCAGAUGCAGUAGGACUCCAGAAAAUGUUCUAAUAUAACAGACUGUGCUGGCCCUGUCAGGCUGACAUUGACUUUUUGGUUUUGGAAGAAUAUGGAGGAACAGUACAGGUGGUGUAAUCCUGUAUUUGCCCUCUUAACAGACUUCUGUAGAUACUUUUAUCAAAUAUUUUAAAGUUAUUUUUGACCUCUGCUACUAUUUAUGCAGAGUAAAAAAGGAUUGUCUUAUGAGUACCGCUCAUCAGUCAUUUAUAAGCAAGUUUGGUUGUAUAUUCUGCUUUUCAUGGGUGUUCAAUAUAAUCCUUCUCAUUGCCUACAUGAAUCGCAGUAAAGUUGCCUGUUUACUUGUACUCUCUGCCUGUAAAUAAUUGUUUUUUUUUAUCCAUUCAUAGACAUCCAGAAUGGGUAUUUUUAGGUGUGGACAUCAAAGGUUAAACUUGGCAAACAGCAGAGCGAUCACAUCUAUAAAAAAUUUCCGAUUCGUGUGAUAUUGGUUAAAGGUGCAAAGAUUUAAUUUGCUGUGAUUUGCUAAACUGGCCUUUUGUAAAUCCUAAAACCUUCCCAUAGCUGUUAGAUUGAUUUCUAUUUAGAGUCUUCUUCAUUCCAAUAGAAUCAUUCCCUGCUUUGGGCUGCAGAAUUAAAUAUAAAAGCUAUUCAUAUUA